CUUUAGGGAACCUUUUCGUGCUUUGAUCAUGGAAUGUUCUGAGUGUCUGGAUAGUUAAGGGUUGCUUUUAAAUUCAGGUUUCUCAGUAUAUCUUACAAGUGAUCGAGCGAGGUUGACUGUCUUCACCCACUGAGAUACGGUUUUAUUUCAGCUUUUUUCAGAGAGACACAGCAUUCACCAUGUCCAACACAUCUCGUCCCCGCGGACUACCCAGCAAGUUUGAGUUCAUUCAAGUUGAAGGAGAGGGCGGCUUUGGGAAGGUGGUGAAAUGUAUUGACAUGGAGACCCUACGUUUUGUGGCUGUAAAGAUGCCUAAAUGGUGGUGCAAGCACACCAAGAAUGAGCACGCCAUUCUGGAAAAGAACAUGUCCCACAAACUUGACAAACACAACAUUGUCAAGUACAUCGAAUGUUUUCCGACCUUCUUUGGAAAGGGUCUUGUGUUUGAGGCACUGGAUAUAAGCCUGUGGCACUACAUGUGGCUGCAAAACCAUGCCCCGAUGAGUAUGAGUGACAUCAGGCCCAUCAUCCAACAGUUGGCCACAGCACUUGACGGGCUGAAGGAGAUUGGGGUGAUCCACACUGAUGUAAAAUCAGACAACGUCAUGAUGGUGAAUCAUUACCGACGACCCUUUGAAGUCAAACUGAUAGACUUCGGUCUGGCCAUUCCCACGGCGGACGCCGAGAAGUUCAGAAGAAGGCAAUUGUUACAUGUCACUGCCCCAGAAAGUUUUUUGGGCGGCGAAUUGAAUGAGGCCAUUGACAUGUGGGCCCUGGGCUGCACCCUGUUCCAGAUGGUCUCUGGCCAGUUAGCAUUCAAAGACAACGAUGCGUAUGGAAUGGUGUCCAGAAUGGUCCAACUCCUUGGCAUGCCAUCGAACCAUCUCCUUGCAAAGUCUAACAAGGCAGACGUUUACUUUACAAAAACUUGCACAGGAGUUUGGAGGAUCAAGACGCCUGAGGAAUAUUAUAAACAUCCACCAGAAGAAAAGUGGCGGAUGAUCAAACAUCUGGAUGACGUGAGACUAGUGUGUCAGGAGGAAAAAAACGAGACUGAGGCUGUUGAGAUAACACAGUGCCUCGAGCUCCUGAAGGCCAUGAUGACAUUCGAUGCAGAAGAGAGGAUCACUCCUCGUGAAGUCCUGAAUCAUCCUUUCAUCACCAAAGUCUAUCCGAAGGUCCAGACUCCAAAAAAGAGCUGUGCAAGUAAACCUCCUGCCGCUCCCCUGAAUAAGAAAGCCGGCAGUAAAAUCCAACCAGGCAACUGUACUCUAUCUCCUGAAAUUCUCACAGCAGCGGAGAUCUCGGUUCGACCUGUGACAGCCGAGAACGCAACGCUGCUGGAAGGUCAGGAGAGUACAGUUGGUGAGCCUACUGCUGCUCCUCUGGAGGAUGAAGCCAGCAGUAAAAUCCGACCAGGCGACUGUUCUCCAUCUCCUGAAUUUCUCACAACAGCUGAGAUCUCGGUUCGACCUGUGACAGCCGAGAACACAACGCUGCUGGAAGGUCAGGAGAGUACAGUUGGUGAGCCUACUGCUGCUCUUGUGGAGGAUGAAGCCAGCAGAAUCAUCGGAUCAAGCAACUGCACUCCAUCUCCUGAAUUUCUCACAACAGCUGAGAUCUCGGUUCGACCUGUGACAGCCGAGAACACGACACUGCCCGACGAUCAGGAGAUUCCAGUUAGUUUUGAGUCUGGACUGAGCAAGAUGUCAGAGUCCUCAGUGAGCAACGCCGACAGCAACAGGAAGAUAUCUGUGGACUCAACCACAUGUGAAGACACUGGGCCAACGGCGAAGGGGAAGAAGAAGAAGAAGAACUGCUUCAGACGACUUCUCUCUUGGUUUAGGAAGACAUUCUGCUGCUGUGUUUCCUGCGGUGACGUUGAUGAGGGAUGUGUAGAGUAGUGUUCUGUGUGGGGUUUCUAUAGCAUGGUUCUCAGGGCUUUUGGGGAGUUUUCCAAUCAAACUUGACAUCGUUUGCUCACUGUCCCUCUAUCUGCGUGGUUUUCUCCGGGUGCUCCGGUUUUUCCAACAAACAUGAAUUAUGUUUGAAAAAAAAAAUGCAGCUCAUCCAGGGACAGAUCUGAUUGCAGACAAUCAUAUGUCAAUAUUUGCUUGGAAAAGCCCCCAUACUGCCUGAAUGUCCCAUAACAAAUACAGCACAUUCCCUCCCAUCAGUCUUUCAGUCUGGGCUGAACAAGACCGUAACGAUCAACACCGACAGUAACAGGAAAGUGACAUUCACCCCCACUUGCGUCUGAAUUGUGCAUUCUGAAGUACGGCUGGAGACUUAAAUGUCCUUUGAUUUUCAGAAGACAUCGGGCCAAAGAAGAAGGGGAAGAAGAGGAGAAACUGCUUCAGAUGACGUGUCUCUCGGUUAUUUCAGCAGCCGUGUUUCCCCCAUUGAUUGGGGAUGUGUGAAGUUGUGUAGGGUUUCUUUAGCAUGGUUUUCUGGACUUCUGGAGAGCUGUGCAAUCGAAACCCUCACACAUCUUCCUUGGGCAGCAUGGUGGCUUAGUGGUCAAUUUUGACAUUGUGGCUUCACAGCAGAAGGUGCUGGCUUUUUAUGGGCCUCUGCGUGUCUGUGCAAAGCCUGCUCACUGUCCCCAUGUCUGCGUGGGUUUCCUCCGGGUGCUCCGGUUUCCUCCCACACUCAAUUCAGAUUGGAUUUUAAAGUGAAACUGAAACCUAGGCUUUUUUGAGAAUGUGUAUGAGUCAAACCUUCGCGUAAAAGCAUGAGUGCGACGAAAGACGCACAGAUUUACUGUAUAUUCGUUUUUGGCUCAAACUCAUUUUGAAUGGGAGUGCAGAAAGCUUUUGCACAGCUCACCUUAGCAGUAGCUUGUUCCGCUACCUGCCGUCACGGCAGCCCAGAAGUAUUGAUCUCCGAAUGCAAUGUAACAUGGACGACAGUUAAGGUCAAGGACCGCUACUGUCUUCCGGCGACAACUAUCCACGCGAUAUCUCACUUGACUUUUCCGGCUUUUGAUUUUAGUAUUGUUUCUUAUAUGAGGCUCCUUUUUCAACUUCAAGGUCAAUAUAGUUUUUCGCUAAUGACAAAACAAUGAAUUAUCCGUGCAUAUAUAAGUAAGUUUUAGGAGCGCUCCACCUUAACUCUCGUCCAUGUUAUGUCGCAUUCGGAGAUCAAGUAAGUUGUCCAAAAACUUUCUUUUUAGUAAACUCUGUGCACACAAACAAUAUUCUCAAUGCUUGAGUUCAUGUAUAGAGACCCUGGUGAGACUACGAGCAAAGUUUCAUGUUGCGUCGUGCCUUAGUGUUAAAAAAAUAGGGAUUUUGACGCUAUAGCUAAUUUGCCCCAAGCACUCCCAUUGAAAACGAAAACACGGCAAAUCUUAGAAGUGCCUCUUUCAUGGUAAUUAUGCUUUGAAACGAUGGUUUGACUUGUACACAUUCACAAAAAGGUCUAGGGUACAUUUUGGCGAGAGUUCCCAUGACUUUCAGCACUGAUUUUGAGUCAUUGGGUGACACACUAUUGAAUAUUGUUAAGAAUCUGGAAUUUUCAUUAAGAUUGUCAAUAAAAAUAAGAAACACCAAAAGACAAUAAA
This is a messenger RNA of Acanthopagrus latus (yellowfin seabream), 3565 nucleotides long. Its product is annotated as homeodomain-interacting protein kinase 2-like. The transcript has 12 exons. Gene Ontology annotation, biological process: peptidyl-serine phosphorylation; peptidyl-threonine phosphorylation; smoothened signaling pathway. Gene Ontology annotation, molecular function: transcription coactivator activity; ATP binding; SMAD binding. The coding region runs from base 180 to 1904 and encodes 574 amino acids. Gene Ontology annotation, cellular component: nucleus; PML body; cytoplasm. The record is from RefSeq and is a predicted model, not a curated record. Lineage: Eukaryota; Metazoa; Chordata; Actinopteri; Spariformes; Sparidae.